AUGCGCUCUCUCACCCUCUUGGCCACCUUGCUGGCCCUUCUGGCCGGCCUUUACAACUAUUUCGACUCGCGUCUCGAGCAAUUCUACAUCUUCGAACCGAGCCAGUUGCAUGAUCUCUCUCAGCGUGCAAUUGCAGCCCACGGAAAUGAUACCCGCGCCGUUGUAAAUUACAUUGUCUCGGAACUAGAUGAGAAGAUCCCCGGAAACCACCUAAACAAGGAAGAGGAAUGGGUGUUCAACAACGCCGGCGGUGCUAUGGGUGCCAUGUAUAUUAUUCAUGCUAGUACCGCAAUUGGCACCGAAGGCCACACUGGCCGACACACCGCGGAUGAUUACUUCAACAUCCUCCAGGGUACCCAGCUCGCCUAUGUCCCUGGAUCCUACGAACCCGAGGUCUAUCCUCAGGGUAGCGUCCACCACCUGCGCCGUGGCGAGGUGAAACAAUACAAGAUGGAUGCCUCUUGCUUCGCGCUGGAAUAUGCUCGUGGCUGGAUCCCUCCCAUGCUCUUCUUUGGAUACGCGGAUACCUUCUCCAGCACUCUGGAUUUCCCUACCCUGUGGGCUACUUCUAGAAUCACAGGCCGGGAGAUGAUUGCCAACUUGUUCAAGGGGAAGAUCACAUCCCUCUUCUACCCGGGCGAACGAGUCGCCAUCGGGGCCAGCGGCGGAAAAGACAGCACUGUCCUCGCCUCCGUCCUGAAAACUCUCAACGAACGCUACAACUACGGACUCCAGCUAUGCCUACUCUCCAUCGACGAAGGAAUCAAAGGCUACCGCGACGACAGUCUGGAGACAGUCAAGCGCAACGCAGAGCAGUAUGACAUGCCGCUGGAGAUUGUCGGAUACGACGAGUUAUACGGAUGGACCAUGGACCAGGUCGUGGCACAGGUGGGCAAGAAAGGCAACUGUACGUACUGCGGGGUGUUCCGACGUCAGGCGCUCGAUCGGGGAGCGGCGCGGUUGGGCAUCAAGCAUGUUGUUACGGGGCAUAAUGCGGAUGAUGUCGCGGAGACAGUUAUGAUGAACUUAUUGCGUGGGGAUCUGCCGCGGCUGUCGAGGGGUACGAGUAUCGUUACGGAUUCAGCUGCGUCGGAUAUUAAGCGCAGUAAGCCUCUGAAGUAUGCUUAUGAGAAGGAGAUUGUGCUUUAUGCGCAUCAUAAGCAGUUGGACUAUUUCAGUACCGAGUGUAUCUACUCGCCUGAGGCGUUUCGGGGUAGUGCGCGGACGCUGAUCAAGGAUUUGGAAAAGAUUCGGCCCAGUUCGAUUUUGGAUAUUGUGAAGAGUGGUGAGGAUAUGGCGGAGCUUGUUCCUGUGGAGGUUAAGGGGGCUUCGCGUGCUAGGGCCGCGGAGGAUGAAUCGGCUGGUGGAUGUGGGAGUCAGAAUGGUCGGACUCGUGGCGGCGAGAUGGCGGAAAUGGAAAUGAAAUUGGCUGAGGAUGACGCGGCGGAGUCGAGAGAAACAGAGAUCAAAUUACCGGCGCCGAGUGUUCCCCGUCCUCGCAAACAGCAGGCUAAGGGAAAUAAGGGCUCGACGCAGAAGGUCAUCAAGACACAAAAGAUGGGCCUGUGUGAGCGAUGCGGAUAUAUUUCGAGCCAAAAGGUGUGCAAGGCGUGCGCACUGCUCGAAGGAUUGAAUAGGAAUCGGCCCAAGACUGCGAUCGAGGUGGGCGUGGGUUUAGAAGAUGAGGAGAGCAGUAGCACGCUGAUGCGACAGAUGGAACGAGUCCAACUGGGUGGCUGA
Messenger RNA from Aspergillus alliaceus, 1740 nucleotides. Its product is annotated as putative PP-loop ATPase superfamily protein. The record is from RefSeq and is a predicted model, not a curated record. Gene Ontology annotation, cellular component: cytosolic tRNA wobble base thiouridylase complex; mitochondrion. NCBI's taxonomy places the organism in Eukaryota, Fungi, Ascomycota, Eurotiomycetes, Eurotiales, Aspergillaceae. Gene Ontology annotation, molecular function: tRNA binding. The transcript is spliced from 3 exons. Gene Ontology annotation, biological process: tRNA wobble position uridine thiolation. Bases 1 to 1740 code for a protein of 579 amino acids.